AUGCGGUGCGUUGCGGUGCUUGUGUUUGUGGCAGCGAGUCUGCUGGCCUGUGCACGUGGCAUGUACUCGAAAAAGGGAAGUGUCAAGCUGCUUGACACCAAAAGCUUUCGCAAGGAGGUUCAAAAAGACUCAGGCGUGUGGAUCGUUGAGUUCUACGCGCCGUGGUGUGGUCAUUGCAAAAAUUUGGCACCUGAGUACAAAAAGGCAUCCAAAGCUUUGGAAGGUGUUGUCAACGUAGCUGCCAUCAAUUGUGAUGACGAAAAGGAACUUAUGAGUGAGUUUGGGGUAAGUGGUUUCCCCACAAUCAUGAUCUUUGGUGGAAACAAGGCCAAUCCAACAACUUUUAACGGUGAGCGCACCGCCAAAGGUAUCGUCGAUGCUGCGCUGAAAACAACGCGUCGAUUAGUUGAGUCUCGACUUCUGGGUGGCACGGAAAAGGUGAAACGAAAGUCCAAGUCGGACCCAAAAAAGAAGUCAACAAACGACAAGAGCAGCGUCAUUAAACUCUCCGACGACACGUUUAACGAGAUGGUACUCAACAGCGGUGAGGUCUGGCUUGUGGAGUUUUACGCCCCAUGGUGUGGACACUGCAAGGCUUUGGCCCCGGAGUGGGAACAAGCUGCCUUGAACUUAAAGGGGUCUGUAAAGGUUGCAGCUAUUGAUGGCGAUGCCAAUAAACAUAAGAGUGCUGAGUACGGGGUCAAAGGAUUCCCCACCAUAAAAGUGUUUGGACCAAAUGCUAUGGGACCUGAAGAUAGUGAUACUUAUCAAGGUGAACGAACAGCUUCAGCUAUUACUGAGUUUGGACUUUCGGCCGUAGAUUCCUUGGGUGGCGGACAGCGAAUUAAGCAACUCGUUUCAGCUGAUGAAUUAGUCGACUUUUGCGAAGGUAAGUCCAGUUGCGUUAUCACUUUGCUGCCUCAUAUUACCGAAGGUGGCAAAAGUGCGCGUGAAGGCUUCAUUAAUACUCUUGAGGAGGCUGCAAAGCUAGUGCGCGGCAAGCCAUUCAAAUUCGGUUGGAUGCAGGGUGGUGACCAGCUCGACUUCGAGAGCCGCUUUGAGCUGACGUUUGGGUACCCAUCGCUGGUAGCGAUCAACUUGGAUCGUAAGCGCUAUGUGGUGCAGCGUGGCGCUUUUACGGCGGAAGCAAUUGGUGAGUUUCUUCAAGGCGUCAUUCAGGGCCGUGAGUCAACAGUUGGCUUUGACGAGCUGCCAGAGAUCAAGACGGUUAAGCAUUGGGACGGCGAAGAUGUGAAAUUGGACGAAAUCGAAGAUGACGACGAGGACGACGACAUCAUGAACGAGAUACUGGGCAAUACUGCAAAAGAUGAACUUUAA
Molecule: messenger RNA, 1338 nt
Organism: Plasmopara halstedii
Lineage: Eukaryota; Oomycota; Peronosporomycetes; Peronosporales; Peronosporaceae
Product: RxLR-like protein
Exons: 1
Coding region: 1-1338 (445 amino acids)
Biological process (GO): response to endoplasmic reticulum stress
Cellular component (GO): endoplasmic reticulum lumen
Molecular function (GO): protein disulfide isomerase activity; protein-disulfide reductase activity
Source: RefSeq, a predicted model, not a curated record